Molecule: messenger RNA, 2661 nt
Organism: Thalassophryne amazonica
Lineage: Eukaryota; Metazoa; Chordata; Actinopteri; Batrachoidiformes; Batrachoididae
Gene: epx
Product: eosinophil peroxidase
Biological process (GO): response to oxidative stress
Molecular function (GO): heme binding; calcium ion binding; peroxidase activity
Source: RefSeq, a predicted model, not a curated record
AUGGAAACAACACUCAUUGACAGUAAUGAGAACAAAUACAGAGCAGCAAGUCUUACUGCAUUUCUGUUUACAUUCUUCACGUCAGGAACCAUGUAUCCGGGGUCCAUGUUUGUGGAAGAUGCUCUUCAAAGAGCGAUCAAGUUGACUGAUGCUGCCUAUGCCAAUACAAAUGAAAGGGUGAAGAUGUCUCUGGCUGGAGGUGCUCUGAGGCCCAGUGAUCUACUGGCCCAGUUCAAACAGACUGGAACCAGAACCAGGACUCACAUCCAUGCUGCAGAGCUAUUGGAGAACACAGUGGAGCUUAUCAGAGAAAUGGUCUACACCCAUACUAUGGUUCAACCCAGCCCGCAUGAGCUGCUGAGUGAAGAAGAAUGCAGAAUCUGCUGCAGGGUGACAGGCUGCUCGCUCAACUGCAGAGGCCCAGCUGUCCAGACCACCUGUCUUUCUGAGCACGGUUACCGAUCCAUCACAGGAGAAUGCAACAACAGGUGAAAUCCCAGAUGGGGGGCAGCCAAUACUCCGUAUUCACGCUGGGUGCCUCCAGAAUAUGAGGAUGUGUGGGGGACACCCAGAGGCUGGGACCCAGCUCGCACCUACCACAAUUCCACCCUGCCUCCAGUGCGGUUCGUGUCUCAGGAAGUGCUCUUCACUCACAACAACAACAUCUCUCUGGACUCCACUCUGUCCCACCUGUUGGUAGAAUGGGGCCAGUGGAUAGAUCACGACUUGGUGCUGACACCCCAGAGCCCCAGCACAGCAGCCUUCAGGACAGGAGCAGACUGCAUCCAAACCUGCAGCCGCAACACACCCUGUUUCCCUUUACAGAUCCCACUAUCAGAUCCUCGCUAUGGUCUCCAGAGUUGCAUGCCUUUUUUCCGCUCUGCUCCUAGCUGUGUUGCUGGAUUGUUGCCUCAUCGGCACCGGGAGCAGCUGAACACUAUCACCUCCUUUGUUGAUGCCAGCAUGGUAUAUGGCAGCUCAGACAGUCUGGCUUCAGCUCUGCGAAACAACUCCUCUCCUCUGGGCACCAUGGCCACCAACCCUCACUACUCAGACGGAGUUCUCGCCUACAUGCCCUUUAUGCCACUUCAGCAGGCUCAACUGGAUCCCUGUGGUCCUCGGAACACUAAUGCUUCAGCAGCAUCAAACAGAUCCAUAUGUGGGAAGAACACCACAUCCUGCUUUCAAGCUGGUGAUUCAAGAGCCAAUGAACACCUGGGAAUGAUUGCAUUGCACACACUCUUGAGGGAGCACAAUCGGUUGGUCAAAGAGCUUCAUUUGCUCAACCCUCACUGGAGCCCUGACACCCUUUAUCAAGAGGCCCGGAAGAUCAUAGGAGCCAUUCACCAGAUUGUAACAUGGGAGCAGUAUUUGCCGCGGGUUCUUGGUGAAAGCGCCAUGUCUGAGCUGGUGCCUCCCUAUGAGGGCUACGAUCCUGAAGUGGAUCCCAGUAUUGUUAAUGUUUUUGCAACUGCUGCAUUUCGUUUUGCACAUGUCACUGUGCAGCCGAUAGUAGCCAGGCUGGGGCCGGGAUAUGUCACUAACCCCCAGCAUCCCCCACUACCGCUUCAUGAAUCACUGUUUGCCUCUUGGAGGAUUGUGCAAGAAGGUGGAAUAGAUCCUGUGUUGCGUGGUCUUUUGCUGUCUCCAGCCAAGCUACAGAUGCAGGGAGAGAUGAUGGUGGAAGAGCUGACAGAGAGGCUGUUUCAGGCACAAGGAGGGAUUCCUCUGGACCUUGGUGCCCUGAACCUUCAGAGAGGCCGGGACCACGGCCUACCUGGAUAUGGAUCAUGGCGAAGAUUUUGUGGCCUCUCUAUUCCAAAUACUACGUCCGACCUGACAAAAAUCCUUGAUAACCUCGCUUUGGCUCAGAAAUUCCACUUCCUGUAUGGGACGCCACACAACAUUGAUGUGUGGGUGGGUGCGAUCUCAGAGCCCACUCUUCCAGGUGGCAGAGUUGGACCGCUCCUGUCCUGCCUGCUGGCAAAGCAGUUCAGAGCUUUGAGAGACGGGGACAGGUUUUGGUGGCAGAGGGAGGGGGUGUUCACCAGCAGUCAGAGACAACACCUCCACAGAGUGUCUUUAUCCCGCAUCAUAUGUGACAACAGCUACAUCACACAUGUUCCUGUUGAUCCGUUCUCACGCACUGAGAGCCCAGACGCCAUAUUGGCUUGUUCCCACCCCCUCAUCCCCCACCUUGACCUCAGCCCCUGGAAGGAACCAGAUACAGAUCCUAGCUGUGGUCCCAUCCCAAGGAUUCAGUCCGGCUACUCCAUCCUCUGUGACUCAGUGAUUCUCUAUCAGUGUCACACGGGCUUCAAUCUGUUAGGGUCUUCAUCUGUGAGCUGUGAUCCUGGAAGCUAUCAGUGGAGCCCUACACCCCCAACCUGCCAAGAUAUUGAUGAAUGUGAUGAACAGAUUUCGUCUUGCCCACAAAACAUGGAAUGCUUCAACGUACCUGGUUCCUUUAUUUGCUCAGAGUCGUCCUUGCUGUCAGCCGUGUCUGUCACUGCAGUAACCGUGGUGAUUGGUGGUGUGGCCCUGCUGGUUAUGAUCAUGAUCUGUUAUAGAAAGUAUUUCAACAAGAAAGAAGUGUUGGUCCAUGCUGGAUGUUGUAAAGACAAAAGUUAAUCAGCAUUAAUAAAAAGCGGUUUUAGUGAU